Messenger RNA from Cryptomeria japonica (Japanese cedar), 3191 nucleotides. RefSeq names its product receptor-like protein 7. The coding region runs from base 82 to 2835 and encodes 917 amino acids. Lineage: Eukaryota; Viridiplantae; Streptophyta; Pinopsida; Cupressales; Cupressaceae. Gene Ontology annotation, cellular component: plasma membrane. The record is from RefSeq and is a predicted model, not a curated record. Gene Ontology annotation, molecular function: protein binding. The transcript is spliced from 2 exons.
CUUUAGCUUUUUUCUUACCUGAUCUCUGAUCAAUUCUUUUUAUUGAAAGCAUAGAUAUACGCAUUUUAUUUUGCGAAAGAUAUGGAAGCUACGGUUUCAUAUAGCAAAGUUGCACUUGCAAUCAUUACAAUAUCAUGCGGCCUCUUAUGUUUGAUCGCCUAUCCUACAAUGGCGUGCCCGCUAACCGACAGAAAUGUUCUCCUGGAUUUUAAGGCAGAUCUUGCAGAUGAGGAUAAAAGGCUUAGUUCCUGGCACGGAUUGAAUUGCUGCACUUGGAGUGGAGUUGGCUGUAACUUCGGCACAGGCCAUGUUUCUCUACUCGAUUUGAAUGGAUACAAUUUGGAGGGUGACAUCCAUUCAUCGCUGUUUGAGCUUGCAGAGUUAGAGCACCUCGAUCUCAGUGAUAACUACUUUCAAGGUAACAUCACUCCCCAUAUUGGAAUGUUGAAGAAACUCAGUUUUCUUGCUUUGUCAGAUGCUGGUGAUGCAAAUGAAUUUUAUGUGAGUUUGGAAAGCUUAUCAAAUCUAGUGAGCUUGGAAUACCUCGUUCUGGAUGGACUAAAUAUCUCUGUAGGCAAGGAGAGCGCCGAAGCUGUUGGCAGUCUACGGAACCUUCAAGAACUCAGCAUGUCUGGGUGUGGGCUUAGCGGACCAAUUCCCAAUUCCCUUGUCAAACUCACUUCUCUCCUUCAUCUCGAUCUUUCAAGGAAUUCUUUGUUAGCCCAAAUACCUGCUUGGUUUGAAAAUGUGACUGCCCACUUGCUCUCACUUGAUCUUUCUGACAAUUACAAUCUUGGAGGAGACAUUUCUUUUAUUGGACAACAAAUUUCACCAUCACUGACUAGAAUUAUUCUUUCACGGACAGCUGUGGAGGGUGAAAUUCCAUCUGCUAUAGGGAACGUUUCAUCCUUGGAGAGUCUUCAUCUGUUCAAUACUAGAAUUGAAGGUAAAAUUCCUCUGUCCAUCGCCAAUCUCUCUAAACUUUUUUCUUUGGAUCUGUCCCACAACAACUUAAGAGGAUCAAUCCCACCUUCGUUGGGAUCACUUUCUUCCCUUUCAUAUCUUGACCUCAGUUACAACCAAUUUAAUGGAGCAAUUCCUCGCACAAUUUCAGAUCUUGUUAGCUUAAAACACCUUUGGCUGGACUCUAAUGGGUUAAGUGGUUCCAUAUCCCUUUCUCUCUUAGAUAAUCUAACUAGACUUGAAUAUCUGUUCCUUUCCAAUAAUCACCUAACCGUGAGUAGUGAUUCACCCUGGAUCCCACAGUUUAGAAACCUCCAGGCUCUGCGAUUAUCUUCCUGCAAUUUAGAUAGAAUUCCACCGUUUCUAGUAACCCAAUAUGGCAUGAUAGAGCUGGACCUAUCCGCUAACAGAAUUGCAACAGAUAUUCCGUCCUGGAUUUGGGACUUAACCAGUCUUUAUUAUUUGAACCUUAGCUGUAACCAAUUAACAGGUUCUCUGCCAUCUAGUCUAACAUCCAUGACUCUUAUGUAUCUGGAUUUGCACAAUAACAGCUUAGAAGGUCCUCUUCCUCUUCCUCCUGAUGCUCAUCUUUUGGACCUGUCGGGGAAUCAGUUUAAUGGUUCUAUUCCUGCUGAUACGGGUGCAUAUCUUUCAAAUUCGUGGUAUUUAUCCUUGUCUAGGAAUAAUCUCAGUGGAGCCAUUCCAGAUUCUAUUUGCACUCCAGAGUUGCAGGUUCUUGACCUGUCAAGUAAUAUGCUGAGCAAUAUGAUUCCUCCCCAUUUGAUAAGGAAAUGUUCUUCUCUCAAUGUUCUAGAUUUGGCGGAAAAUCAUCUAGAAGGUAAAAUGCCAGCAGAAUGGGGCAACCUGAAAGAGAUUAAUACAUUGAAGCUCGCUGGUAAUAAGUUGAGAGGACUUCUUCCGUCUUCGCUUUCAAAAUGCCACACUCUGCAAGUAUUGGAUUUGGGAAAUAACAAGUUACAAGGCACCAUUCCCCAUUGGAUUGGGAAGCUAUCACAACUGCACGUGUUGGUGUUAAGGUCUAAUCAUUUCCAUGGCAGUGUCCCACGCCAGGUGAUCGACCUUUCAAAUCUUCAAAUUCUGGACCUUUCACACAACCGCCUUUCAGGACCUAUUCCGAGCAACCUUACAAACUUGCUUGCAAUGGUCAAUGAAUCACAGAGUAAUCCAAACCAUUUGGAAAAAUAUACUUUAGAUGGUGCAAUAUAUACAAAUAAAAUUGUAAUGUCGUGGAAAGGUGGGGAUGGUGAGUUUGUGAAAGUUCUUUUCAUUCUUAAAUGUAUUGAUCUUUCAAAUAACAAUUUAUCGGGGAACAUUCCUCUCAAAAUGGGAUCCCUUAAGGGCUUGAUAGUCCUUAACCUUUCAAGGAAUCAUCUCAGUGGCCCAAUCCCAAAAACAUUGGGAGACAUGGAUCAGCUAGAGUCUCUGGACCUCUCGAUAAACAGGUUGAAUGGCAAAAUUCCCUUGGAACUUCAGUUGCUGACUUAUUUGGAGUUCUUGAAUCUAUCUUACAACAUGCUUGAUGGAAAAGUACCCCACGGAGGGCAGUUUCUGACCUUUGGGGAGUCAUCCUACUUAGGCAAUCCUAAGCUAAGUGAGAUUCCAUUUACCAAUACAACAGUCUGCAACAACUCUUCUGGAUAUGACAACUGCACAAGUAUUGAGACAAUUGGUGUAGAAAAUUCAGAUGCUGAAAUGAAAGGGUGGGCCAUCGGACUUGGAUUGAGUUAUAGUUUGGGAUUCUCUAUUGUGAUUGGAAUAUUGUGUUUCAAUAACAGGAUAAGAAAGAGAGUCUUCAAUUUGUAUGAUGAUGCAGUUUUAGCUGUUGAUCGGUGUAUAACAGGGAAUAAGUGAAAGUAGAUACCUUUAUACAGAGGGUUGGGUUACUAUAUAUGGACAAAAUUUCUCUUAGUAUAUGGCCACUGCAACUUUGUAAGCAUGAGGGAAGCAAAGCUAAUGGACAUCGACGGGUAAUGCCAAAUUCAUGAAAAGAAAGGCUGACGCACAGAAGAUAUACAUAUUUAAUGUUUUGCUGAGAUAUUUAUUCUUAAGUCCCCUAAACUAUUGAAGCUAUUCUGCACUAUUCUGUGGAUUAAGAUUUCCAUAUAUGUGUGUCUUGAGUUUGUUGUUGUGGUAUUCUUGUUGUUUGUGUAAGAGUUCUGGACUUGCUAUCUGGUUUUUAAUUUUUUCAAAGUUUGCAUAUAAAUCUG